AGCAUUUGUGGAAGAAAUUGGUGGGACCUUUUUCUUCGAAGGGAAUGAAUACUGGCGCGAUUUCAUCUCCCACAAGCUGUAGAUAUAGAGAGCGAGAGUUACAUAGAGAGAUAAACAGAUAAUGGCGGUCUCUACACCAUCCAUUGUGACACCAAAGCUCCACACACUUCAAACCUUCAAUCCCAAACCCCAAAUCACCUUCAAAGCUAACUCUAACUCUUGUUUUUCUCGCUCUCUCUGCUCCUCUCGGAACUCGAUUCCUUCCAGUAGUAGUAGUAGGAGGAAGAUUUUCGAUCUGGGUGUUGGGCUUCUGGCUGCUUCAGUGGUGGCUUCCUCGCCCUUUGACGCCUCCGCCACCAGAAUCGAGUACUACGCCACCGUAGCAGAGCCUUCCUGCGAGCUCAAUUUCGCCCGUUCGGGUCUUGGUUACUGCGACGUCGCUGUUGGGUUUGGUGAGGAGGCUCCUCUUGGUGAGCUCAUCAAUGUUCACUACACUGCAAGGUUUGCUGAUGGGAUAGUUUUUGACAGCAGCUACAAACGUGCUAGACCUCUCACCAUGCGCAUUGGUGUUGGCAAGGUGAUUAAGGGAUUGGAUCAAGGAAUCUUAGGAGGUGAAGGAGUACCACCCAUGCUAGUCGGUGGAAGACGGAAGCUUCAAAUUCCUCCAGAGUUGGCAUAUGGGCCUGAACCUGCUGGUUGCUUUUCAGGUGACUGCAAUAUUCCUGCAAAUGCAACUCUUGUCUACGAUAUCAACUUCAUCAAUAUCUACUCGGGAAAUAGGAAAUGAAGGAGUUCUAUCUCAUGCAAUACACAACAUGUGAGAAGCCAGCGGCAAUUUGUUCAGGUGCAGAUGUCUUCGAGUAGAAAAAGAUGGCAGAAUCUUAUUUCUGAUUCAAGUCGCCACUUAUAAGGACAAGAUGUUCCAUGCUAAGCUGGGAUUGCUUGGGAUUCAGAAGAGGUUUGGUGAGUGAAAAAUUAAAGAAAACAAAAAUGAAAUCGUUUUCUGUAUUUGAUUACCAAGGAAAACAAAACAGGGUAGGGAAAUUUUUUUGUAUAAUUGAAGUAUGCUCAUAUUCUCUCUUAAAUGUUCUUGUAUGAAGCAGACUUUGAAUC
Messenger RNA from Cornus florida, 1113 nucleotides. RefSeq names its product photosynthetic NDH subunit of lumenal location 4, chloroplastic. The record is from RefSeq and is a predicted model, not a curated record. Gene Ontology annotation, cellular component: chloroplast. The transcript has 7 exons. Gene Ontology annotation, molecular function: peptidyl-prolyl cis-trans isomerase activity. The coding region runs from base 122 to 787 and encodes 221 amino acids. Lineage: Eukaryota; Viridiplantae; Streptophyta; Magnoliopsida; Cornales; Cornaceae.